UAAACAAUAUUGUUAACACAACGACAUGGGACACCGCUGUAUCGCAGUAAUAACGUUCCGUGCCGGUUGCUGACGAGUCACUGGACUCUUUGUUAUUGUUUUUAAUUUUUAUUUCGUACCCGUUCCCGUUCGAAAUGUCCGAAUCCGUCAGCACGGUGUUGGCCCGUUUCAAAUCGGAAACGGGCGAAAUCGUCAGCAACAUGAUGGACCUACCGCGAAACGUCAGCGUCAGCAAUUUACAGUUGAUUUGCAAUUCCAUUCUUAAACAGAAUGAGACUGUCCCGUACGCUUUUUUUGUUGAUGAAAAAGAAAUCACAGAGAAUCUGGACCAAUGUUUGGACGGUAAGAAGUUUAGCACAGAACUGGUGAUUGAUAUUAUCUACCAAGAGCAGGCUGUGUUUAAGGUUCGGCCAAUUACCCGGUGUAGUAGUUCAUUACCAGGUCACGCCGAGGCUGUGAUAUCUGUUCAGUUUAGUCCAGACAGCCGGAAAUUAGCCAGUGGGUCUGGUGACACGACAGUGAGAUUUUGGGAUCUUGACAUGCAAACACCUUUACAUACUUGUCAAGGACAUAAAAAUUGGGUAUUAUGUAUUGCUUGGUCUCCAAAUAGCAAGUACUUGGUAUCCGGUUGCAAAAAUGGAAUGAUUAUGUCUUGGAACGUGGAAACAGGCAAACGGAUUGGUCCACCGAUGACUGGACAUAAACAAUGGAUUACUGCGCUUUGUUGGGCUCCAUAUCAUUUAUAUCCUGAAUGUAGAAUAUUUGCCAGUAGUAGUAAAGAUGGAGACAUUCGUAUUUGGGAUGUCAUACUUGGUCAGUGUCAAAGAUCUCUCACUAGCCAUACACGUAGUAUUACCUGUUUAAAAUGGGGUGGAACUGGUUUACUGUACAGUAGUUCUCAAGAUCGUACCAUUAAAGUUUGGAGAGCUGAUGAUGGUGUCUUAUGUAGAACGUUGGACGGACAUGCUCACUGGGUAAAUACUCUUGCGCUUAGUACAGAUUAUGUGUUGAAAACUGCAAUGGUACCCCAACCGCCAUUGUAUAGUAAAAGUGAUGACAUGGUAGCUGAUGCUAAAAAAAGAUAUGAUGCAGUUGUUCAAAAUGGCGGGGAACGAUUGAUUUCUGGUUCAGAUGAUUUUACAUUAUUCUUAUGGGCUCCUGAGAGCAGUAAACACUCUGUUGCAAGAAUGACUGGACAUCAACAGCUGAUCAACUGUGUUCAAUUUUCACCAGAUGCACGGAUAGUUGCAUCUGCUUCAUUUGACAAAUCUAUAAAAUUGUGGGAUGGAAAAUCUGGACAAUUUCUUGGAACAAUGCGAGGUCAUGUACAAGCAGUUUACAUGAUAUGUUGGUCUGCCGAUUCUAGGUUAUUAGUCAGUGGAAGUGCUGAUUCGACACUUAAAGUUUGGGAUGCAAAAGCCAAAAAAUUACAAGGCGAUCUUCCUGGUCAUGCGGAUGAAGUUUUUGCUGUUGAUUGGUCACCAGAUGGACAUCAAGUGGCUUCGGGUGGUAAAGACAAAGUACUUAGACUGUGGACACACUAGUAAAUUAUUGCUGGUAAUAACAUAUUUUUCUAUAUGAUCGACUUUUUUCAGUGUAUUAUAAUGUGUAAAUAAAU
Messenger RNA from Sipha flava (yellow sugarcane aphid), 1618 nucleotides. RefSeq names its product notchless protein homolog 1 (gene Nle). Gene Ontology annotation, cellular component: nucleolus. The record is from RefSeq and is a predicted model, not a curated record. Gene Ontology annotation, molecular function: protein binding. Gene Ontology annotation, biological process: ribosomal large subunit assembly; Notch signaling pathway. Bases 135 to 1544 code for a protein of 469 amino acids. Lineage: Eukaryota; Metazoa; Arthropoda; Insecta; Hemiptera; Aphididae. The transcript is spliced from 11 exons.